AUGUUAUUGCGUCAAUGGAAUUAUCUUUCACUUGGUCCAUCUUAUAUAAGAGUAAAUCAAAGUGCUAUUCGUCCAAAAUGUCAACAAGAAACUGAAAUAAAAAAUCAACAUAAAGAUAUUUAUUCAAAAGUUGAAAAUCAUCUCACCGGACAUCCUCAUCUUAUACCACGAAACAAUCCAAUUUUUAAACAAUAUUCAGAUCAUUUACUUGAUUAUCUUAAUCAAAGCUAUUUUACUCCAUUAUCAUAUAAAGAUCAAUUAAUAAGUCGUGAACAAGCACAAAUUCUUGGAUCAAUUCGACGAAUAAUUCAAAAUAUGAAUCUUAUUAUUCGUGUCACUGAUAAAGGAAAUAAUUUUUAUAUUGGUUCAGCUAUUGAAUUUGAAAAAAAAGCUCAAAAAUUUUUCUCUGAUACAAAUGCUUUUAUAGAAUUAUCUUCCAAUCCAUUCAAUGAAAUAUUAGAUAAAGUUAUACAAUUGCUAAAUACACUUCGUGGAAAAAAUUUUAUUCGUAAAUGGCAAUAUGAACAAAUGAUGCCUGAUCGAACAAAUUGUGAAUUAGCUCAUUUAUAUUUUAAUCCUAAAACACAUAAAGAUGGCAUACCAGUUCGACCUAUUGAAAGUACAAUUCAUGCUUCAACUACAAAAAUUUCAAAAUUCUUAGACAAAAUUUUACGACCAAUAUUUGAUGAUAAAUGCAAAGAUACAACUAUUAUUGAUGGUGCUUCUUUAAUUACUGAACUUUCAAAAUAUAACAAAAAAGGUCUCUUAAAGCCAACAACUCUUUUUUGUACAUUUGAUAUUCGUAAUUUAUAUACAAUGUUACCACAAGAAGAAACAUUAGAUAUUCUUAUGACAUUUCUUCAUGCUCAUGGUUAUAGAAAAGUGAAAGGAAUUAGUAUUGAUACAAUAAAAAAAUUAGCUUCAAUUAUUCUCAAAGAUAAUGUUUUUGCUUAUGGAAAGAAAAUUUAUAAACAAACAACUGGUGGUGCUAUGGGUUCAUCAUUGACAUUAACUUUGGCUAAUAUUUUUAUGUCGGAAUGGCAAAAAAAACUAGUUGAAGAACAAACCAAGACAGGUGAAUUUUAUGGACGAUAUAUUGAUGAUAUUUUUAUGACUUGGAACAGAUCUGAAGAAGAAUUAAGAAAAUUAUUAGAUGAUGUGAAUACAUGGCAUCCAAAUAUUAAAUUAGAUUAUAAAAUUGGAAAAAGUCUUCCAUUUCUUGAUGUACAACUUACAAAUAAUAAUGGAAUACUAUCAACAUCUGUCUAUCAUAAGCCUGCAGCUGAACCAUACGUUACGCCAUUUACAUCUGAUCAUCCUCGACAUGUUUUUUCAAAUAUUAUCAAAACUUCUAUUGAACGUGCAACAAGAUAUUCAUCGACAUUUGAAGCAUUCAAUUAUGAACGACGUUACAUUAAAUUGAUGUUACUAUACAAUGAUUAUCCAUCAACAUUUAUUGAAAAUGAGUUUCACAAAUAUUUUUCGGAAUAUAUAUCAAAAUCACCAUUUCUACCAUUAAUUGAUGACGAACAUAAAUAUUUUCUUAUGCGAAAAGAAAUUUUAGGUCUACCAACACCUCGACAAUCACAAGUGGCAAUGAGUGCAGCACUGGCUGACAUCGACAACGAUCCACCAGAUGAUGAUGAGAGACAACAACCAGACCAAAACAAAAAAAAACCUGAAGAAAAAAUCUCAAAUUAUAAUGAAAAAUUCUUUACCCAUUUUAUCUAUGAAAAACGUUUCGAAACAUGCAAAAGAGAUAUGCAUCAAGUAUACAAUCAUGCAUUUAAAGAUACACCAGCAAUUUACACAAAACAAAUCGUCGGUAACCGCAACCGUCGUCAAGCACAAAAUGAACUAAUACGCAAACGACCAAACAAAACAUUGUUACAAAACACAACAAUAACCAAGAGUAAGACCAACAACAGAAACACAAAAAAAAAUGAUUUCUAUAACUCCUUAAUAUAAAAACUUUAAAAUCAUUCCUUAACUUCUACUUAAUAGAAAACCUCGAAAAACAGAACACGACCCUACGACAAACUACAACUAUCGCCUAGCCUCCAUCGACCAAAUACAACGGCCAUGCAAGUUUCUCUACUCAAGACGAUCCAUUCAUAAAACAAUGAAAUCAAAUCAACAAACAUUUUCCAAAAAAAAAAUCAUAUAUGAUCUAUUCAUACACCCUUCAAAAUAAAAUAAAAUAUAUAAAACUGAUUCGAAAUAUCAUCAAAUCAAUUUUAAAAUAAAGUUCUAAAUUUCUUUUCUUUUCAGAUACACCUCUACGUAUAAUUUCCAAAAACAAAAAAAUACUUGUCAUCGCCACAUGCAAAAAUGAACUCUACACACCACGCCGACUGUUCACACUACAUUAUAUGGAUAAUAUCAUUAUAUAUUAUGAUUUGUUUUUGAUUUUUGUCAAAAUUUUUUAUAAUAUAUAACAGUAUAUUUUAAUCUUGUGAUUUUUUAUCAUUUAGAUUAUUUACCAACUGAUGAUUCCCUUAAGCAAGGAUGAAACUAGUCUUGGUAGCUUUACACACUACUGUAUAUGGAUAAUAUCAUUAUAUAUUAUGAUUUAUUUUUGAUUUUUGUCGAAAAUUUUUAUAAUAUAUAACAGUAUAUUUUAAUCUUGUGAUUUUUUAUCAUUUAGAUUAUUUACCAACUGAUGAUUCCCUUAAGCAAGGAUGAAACUAGUCUUGGUAGCUUUACACACUACUGU
Rotaria socialis is the source of this 2716-nucleotide messenger RNA. The record is from the annotation of a GenBank genome assembly. NCBI's taxonomy places the organism in Eukaryota, Metazoa, Rotifera, Eurotatoria, Philodinida, Philodinidae.